This is a messenger RNA of Acomys russatus (golden spiny mouse), 1129 nucleotides long. It is a transcript of the gene Adtrp, whose product is annotated as androgen dependent TFPI regulating protein. The transcript has 6 exons. NCBI's taxonomy places the organism in Eukaryota, Metazoa, Chordata, Mammalia, Rodentia, Muridae. The coding region runs from base 286 to 978 and encodes 230 amino acids. The record is from RefSeq and is a predicted model, not a curated record. Gene Ontology annotation, cellular component: endomembrane system; membrane.
AUGCCCUGUUCGAAGUACAGCUCUUGUUUGUUGCUCUCCUCAAAACCCUAUUUUGAAAUGAGUAUAAACUGUCCAUUUAUCUAAAUGCAGCUAUCUAAAAGAUUUCCGUCCAAACUUAUAAGGAAAGGUACGUAAGGGAGAAGCAAAAUCAAGCCUGUGUUGGAAACUCUCAUUCCCAGAGGGCUUUGUUUCUUCAGCUCUCCAGCCUGAACAGAGUGCAGCCGUGACUCCCAGGACUCAUCGAGAAAGCAGAGAGCAGCGACACAGCUCCAAUACACAGAAGCCAUGACGAAGACGGCCACUUGCACCUAUCACUUCCUUCUUAUGAACUGGUACAUUUUCCUCUAUUAUUACAUCCCAAAUAUUGGAAAGGGUGAAGAGAAGUUAAAAGAAUUCCACGAUGGUACACGUUGGAAGUACCUGACGAUCCUUAAUCUGCUCUUACAGGCCGUUUUCUUUGGGGUCGCCUCCCUGGAUGAUGUGCUGAAAAGAAUCAGCGGGAGGAAAGACAUCAAGUUCAUCACAUCCUUCAGAGAUCUGCUUUUUGCCACAUUGGCUUUCCCUAUAUCCACAUUUGUGAGUUUGGUAUUCUGGACCCUCUUCAUUUAUGACCGGAGUCUCGUCUACCCCCAGGGCUUGGAUGAUUACUUCCCAGCAUGGACUAACCAUGCAAUGCAUACCUUCAUAUUUCCCUUGUCACUUGCUGAACUCAUUCUCAGACCACACCGGCCUCCAUCAAAGAAGCUAGGACUUACCCUGCUGGUGACUUGUAUUCUUGCCUACAUCUCCAGCAUCCUGUGGCGCUACGCUAAGACUGGAAACUGGGUAUACCCUGUGUUUGCCGCCCUCAGCCCACUGGGUAUCACCGUCUUCCUCUCGGCCAAUUCCCUCCUGGUUGUCGGCAUCUACCUGCUCGGAGAGAAGAUCAAUCAGUGGAGAUGGGGUGCCACAGUGAAGCCAUGGGUGAAGAAGAAGUGACCUCACACUAUUUUCCAAGAGCCAUGGAAGAAAAAACAUAGAACUAGUUAUAUUUCUAUUAUUCUCAGAAUUAUUUCUUUUUUGAUCAGUGCUGGAAUGGCAUGGGAAGAUAGGAAAGAUGGAGAAUUUAUGCAUAAUUUAAUACAGGGUA